UCCCCGACGGGCUGCAGGCGGUGUCUGCGUGCGGCGGGGCGCGGGCCGGGGCAUGGAGCGGUGGGUCGGGGCCGCCGCGGGCUGGGGCUCCCUGUGGGGAACCGGCUGGGGCCGCUGGCCGUGCUGGGAGUUCUUGGCCGCUUGCGCGGUCAUCGGUGCCGUGGGCUGGCUGCUGCGGCUGCUGGAGAGGAGGCCGGGCGGCCGCAAGGCGCCGGCGGCGGCCAUCUCCUCCGCGGUACCCCUCUCCUCCGCGGCGCCGCUCUCUGCGCGGAGCCGGCACUGCAGUGGGAGCCGCCCAGGUGAAGUAACAAUGGAUGCAAUAUUAGCCCGAUUGAAGCAGCUCAGUGCUGAUGAGCUUAGACAAGAAAUAAUAAGAGCAGGACUGAAAUGUGGGCCCAUUACCUCAACCACCAGGUUUAUUUUUGAAAAGAAAUUGGCUCAGGCAUUGUUGGAGCAGCAAGGAGCUCAGGGGGAAAAAGGAUCUGCUGUGUCAGGAGAGGCUGCUGGAAAUGUCCCAUCUGACAGCAGCCAGGCAGAAGCACAGAAGGCUUUGAAAACCACAGCAGUGAGUCACAAUGGCCAUGGAAGUGUUCCUGAAGAGAUGGACUUCGGGUACUGUGUAGGUCUGAACCCUCCAGAAGAAGAUGUGAUGCAUGUGAAUGGUUCAGCUCCAGCCUGUGGAGCAGGAUGUGUUGAUUCACAAAUUAGUACUCAGACACCAUCCAGAGAUCCUCCGCUGUUCUACGGUGUUUGUCCUGUUUAUGAUGACAUAUUGGCAAGGAAUGAGAGAAUACAUGUUUAUGAAGAUAAAAAGGAAGCUCUUCAAGCUGUUAAGAUGAUUAAGGGUUCCCGUUUUAAAGCUUUUUCAAACAGAGAGGAUGCUGAGAAAUUUGCUAAGGGAAUCUGUGAUUAUUUCCCAUCUCCAAGCAAGUCCUCUUCAUGUCUGUCUCCAGUGAAAAUGGGAUCAUUUAACAGAGAUGGCUUAUGCUCUCCUGAGACUGAAACUGUUAAUAAGGAGAGAGCCAACAGCUACAAAAGUCCCCGUACUCAAGAUCUUACUGCUAAACUUCGGACAGCUGUUGAGAAAGGAGAUGCAGCAACAUUUUCAGAUCUUAUUUGGAGUAACCCUCGCUACCUGAUUGGGUCAGGAGACAAUCCUACAGUUGUACAGGAAGGGUGUCGAUACAAUGUCAUGCACGUUGCUGCCAAGGAGAACCAAGCUGGUAUCUGCCAGUUAUUACUGGACACUUUGGAAAAUCCUGAAUUUAUGAGGCUUAUGUAUCCAGAUGAUAAUGAUGUCAUGCUGAAGAAUCGCAUCCAGUAUAUUGUUGAUCUUUACCUUAAUACACCAGAUAAAGUGGGAUUUGAUACUCCAUUGCAUUUUGCCUGCAAGUUUGGGAAUUUGGAUGUUGUAAAUGUGCUUACCUCACACCCAGCUAUUGUGAAAAAUCCAAGGAACAAAUACGAUCAAACUCCAGCGGAAGUAGUUUGUGAAAGAAGCAAGAAUAAAUCUGCGGAAUUGAAAGAAAAAUUAAGAGAGUACUUGAAAGGCCAAUACUAUGUACCGCUCCUGAGAGCAGAUGACAAUUCCUCAGCUCCUGUAAUUGGUGCUCCUUGGUCACCUGAUCAGAUAGAUGACAGCCCCCAGAGAACUUUACCUAAAUACGUGGGCAGCCCCAAAGAUCCAGUGUUGUCCAUUAGAGCUUAUGCAGGCCCCAUGAGUCCCUCUAAGGCUGAAGAAUUUCGCAGGCUUUGGAAGAAUCCGCCUCGAGAAAGAGCUGGCUUCUUCCACAAUGUCAGGAAAUCUGAUCUGGAGAGAGGUGUUGAAAGAGUUGGAAGGGAGUUAGCUCAUGAGCUGGGGUUCCCGUGGGUUGAAUACUGGGAAUUUCUGGGCUGUUUUGUUGAUCUGUCUUCCCAGGAGGGGUUGAGAAAAUUAGAAGAGUACCUGAGUCAUCGGGAAAUGAGCGAAAAGGCUCAGCAGGGAACAGGGGAAAAUGAAACCUGCAAUAGAUACAAAACUCCACUCCCUUCUGGCAGGAGUAAAAAGUGCUGCAAUUCUGUUUCUGUUGGAGCAUUUCUGGAUGAUGAUGAUGAUGAUGACAUGAGCUUAGAAGAAAUUAAAAACAGGCAAAAUGCAGCACGGAAUAUCAGCCAGCCUCUCAUGUCCAAAGAACCCAGCAUUGAUGCCAUCGGAGAUGCCGAGUGUGACAUCUUGUCCAUGGGGCGUACAGUAAACAUCAUAGAAACAUCAGUUCACCCCAGGCACUACGAAAACGCAGCUUCUUCCAGCAAAAAUGGAUUUUGUAAUCCUGUGUCCAGUGAAAGGAUCAUCAGUGACAGAAAGCAUUUGCAUGACGGAGAAGAAUGCCUCGUAGCGCCUGUUUGCAAUUUGAUGUCAGAAUUUGAAAGCCUGUCAUUCCAAGAACAAAGGGUUCCCAGAGAAUCAAAUAAAAUCACUGCAAAAACUCAGAAUGAGAGAAUUCUGGCUGAAGGAACAAGUCAGAUGAGAAUAUCCAACGACUAUCUGGAUAAGGCCUGCCAUGCGGUUUCACUGGCAAGUUCUUCUGAGCCAAGUGUUGCAGGCAAACCUGGAGAGACCAAGUUAAGGACAGAACACAGAAUACCACUAGAAAAGGACAGACAGUCCAGGGAAUCUGGAAUUCAGGCUAACGAGGCACAACGUCAAGAACUUUCUUCCCAGAAAUUUCUCUCAAAGACUUCACCCGCAAAUGACAAUUCUAAGAUAUUCCUGUUUGGGGAGCAGCCCUCGAAGCUGGAUAGUGAUGUCUUAGCAGCGAUAGAAGGAGUAGAGGUUGAUCCACAGAAAUACCCAACAGUCUACAAAUGGAAACAUGCGGUGCAGUCGUACUCUUCAUCUGACAGGCAAAGUUGGCCGAGUCCAGCACUGAAGGCAAGGUUCAAGUCCCAAACUGUCACUGCUGGCCUUCCAGGUGCUUUUGUGUAUCCCAAUUCAGGAAGAAAUAGUCCUGUGACAGGAAGUCCAGGAAAAUACAGCAACGCGGCCUCAUUCUCUCCAGAUCCCAGGAGUCCCGGGCGCUACAGUCCGGCUUGUGUCAACCAUGCUCUGCUGAAGCUGCGUUACUUUUCAGAGCCUCCUGCCCACUAAAACACGACUCAUCUUCUGGGACUUCAGUUGUAUUUUCUUUGUUAGAGUGGAGGAAAUACUACAAUGUUACUAAAGUGACAUGAGGUUUGUACUUGGCUAUUUAUUUUUCCUCAAUUGAGGACAACUGUAUGUUAAAAAAAAAAAGAAGAAUCUAUGUCUUUAUGCCAUAUAGGAGAUAGAUUACUGGUGAUGCGCGAGUAGUGACAGUGCAGUUGUCCAGUAGCUGUGAAUUAACCCUUGUUGCCAGUGAAGCAGUGCCCAAACCUUCACCUAGAAAUGAACCCAUCAGUCCUCAGCUGCAGAGCUGCUGCAGGGCUGAACUGGUAGAGGCACAGCCCCAGUGAACACACAUCGCAGGAGAGCAGAGUGAGGGCAAGAAGUAAAACGUUCUUCCACUUGCAGGGGGAUGCUCAAAGAGAAGAGCCUAAAGCAAAGCCUGAGUAAAGAAAUGACAACGUUCCAGUGCUGAGCAGGGACGUGAAACCCUGUGCAAGAGCAGGCAGUGAGUGUUCACAGCCAGGGGUUUGGUCUAGACAGUUGGACACACACACACACACACACACACACACACACUUGUAUAGAUGGUGUAGCUAUGCACAACUUUAUGCAGAAAAGUCUUUGCUUGUUCUGAAGCUGUUAAAACCACCAUGAUACGCCGAGUGCUUUGUCAGCAGGGCACUAGGGAUCACUGGUAUGCCUUUACAUCUUAGCUUGGAGAAUAGAAAAAUAAAUAAAGAUUAGCUGUUUUUUUUCCCACAGAAGCUUCUAACAUUAGCAGAUUUUGAUAGCUGUUACACAAAAGCACAUCAGCAAUAAUUACAGCAAAUUUACCAGCAAGACACCGUAAUGGUCUAGUUUGUCCUCUCUUGGGGUGAUGGCCAGUGGCCCAUAACUUACUUCCCAGCUGUAAAGAGAAAUAGGAAUAAGGACUAAAAAUAUUUUUAUUGAAAUCUAAGCUUUUAGGAUGUCUCUGGGCUUGCUGUGAUCAGUUUUUGUUACAGCAGUCAAUAAUUCCAUUCUUUAGCCUUCUGUCAGACUUCUUGCGACAGUGCGGUGCCAAGACUGACAAAUGCUUUUUGAAACUGAAGACAAUAUCCAUUAUCAUCAGGCUUAAUGGUUGUACGGUUGCUUGAAACAGAAAGCUCUAGGUGUUGACAGCUCAAGGUAAAGAAAAAAAGAAACCCUAUCAUUACAGUUUAAAUCUGAUCAGAAAAUUGAAGUCUGCAAAGGCAGUGCUGGUAAAAAGGGAAGGGCUUGGAGUCACUGGUGCUACACGGUAAGUGAUGGGAGGCCUUGGGUGGCUGUAAGCCAAGGGUAGCCUUGAAGAGACAGAAUGGGGCAGCACAGAGGGGCUGAGCCCCAACCACCCCAAGGCUGAGGCUGGACAUGAGGAUGUGAGUCUGGAGCUCAGGCAGUGCGAUGCUGGUGCAAACGCUGCCGCAUGGACACAAGGGCACACCCAGCAGGAGGGUCCUGAUUUGGUACAGACCUAAAGAACUGCACUUAACACUCCUGCAAGCUUAAUAGUGCCUUUUGUAACAUAUUUUUUUAAUUAUACUUUUGUUCUUUUAGAAGUUAAAUAAAAAAAAAAAGUGGCAUCCACUUGCUAUGGGCACAUAAAAUAAGAUUUUCUUCUGGGCUUUGUGAACAGAACAUGUUUUAAUGUCUCAGUUGGAUUAUUUGGUGCGACAGCUCUCCAAUGGGGGAGAGCAUUCCUCUUAGAAAUUAUUCUUUAAAAGAUUUUUUAAAAGCUCUUUAUAAUGGGUCAAGCCUAUUUCCAAUGAGCUGGGCAUUAGAAAGAGCUACUUGACACAGCUGCCUGUUGGUCAGCGAGAUGCCCAACAUGGAACUAGGGUGGGAGGGGUGUGUGGGAUGUCGUUCUUUAAGAGACGUUUUAAAACCCCACAGCCAUAUGCUGCUGCACUACCAGGGACAUUAACUGACUCCUUCCCCAGGGUUCUUUUCAGUCUGGUUUCUCACCGCAGUAGGCUCUGCAGUCACAUACUUCUACAGGUCACAGAUAACUUCUGUAGGUCACAAAUUCCUACUGCUUUGGGGAAUUUUGUUUUUAAUAAUUUAAUGGAAAUGUUUUUGUUAUUCUGGAGAAAUGAGGCGAUUGCCUGAUGCCCUGCUAAAGCCAAAUUCCUGGAGUGAGGGGCCACAGCUGCUGUCAUCCACCUUGCCCCUUCUCCAGCCGUUGCCCUUUUGACAAGCUGGUUGCAGAGAGGGAUAUGAACACUUGUACUUCUCCCCUUUUACCUGUAUUAUGUUUUGAUUUUUGUACUAUUUAAAUGUAUAUUACUGGUAUGUACAUGUAGGCAGACACCACCCCCUCCCACCUUUCACUUUGUAAUUCUGUUCUCGUUUGGUCAAGAGAGUAUUUUUUUUACCUGUCUUACUAAUGUGCAUUAGUCCAGUUGUACUGCAUCUUCUGAGGUCAUUUUUCUAACAUCUCUUUCAGCUAUUAAAAUAAAUAAAUAGCCAU
This is a messenger RNA of Pezoporus flaviventris, 5612 nucleotides long. RefSeq names its product ankyrin repeat and LEM domain containing 2 (gene ANKLE2). Gene Ontology annotation, biological process: negative regulation of phosphorylation. The record is from RefSeq and is a predicted model, not a curated record. Gene Ontology annotation, molecular function: protein phosphatase 2A binding. Lineage: Eukaryota; Metazoa; Chordata; Aves; Psittaciformes; Psittacidae. The coding region runs from base 53 to 3127 and encodes 1024 amino acids. Gene Ontology annotation, cellular component: endoplasmic reticulum. The transcript has 13 exons.